This is a messenger RNA of Mycosarcoma maydis (corn smut), 840 nucleotides long. RefSeq lists its product as uncharacterized. The transcript has a single exon. The record is from RefSeq and is a predicted model, not a curated record. The coding region runs from base 1 to 840 and encodes 279 amino acids. Lineage: Eukaryota; Fungi; Basidiomycota; Ustilaginomycetes; Ustilaginales.
AUGGCGCCCCUACACUCGCGCGCUCCCGUUGCACCACAGCUUCUUGAGUUGCCACUCCAGCUCGCCAUUGUCGCCUUUUCUGUCACGCUCCUCGGCCUCACUGCGUGGGACUAUUCGCGCUGGCAGAUCCUCAAGGAGAAAUCACGCAUCAACAACUUUGUCGAACUCCAAGACAAUGGCAUGCUCACCGUCGUAUUCGCAUCAAUGAUUGUCUCCGCUAUUGGUUUCGCUUUCGGCAAUUUGGCAGCGUUCUUGGCGUGCUUGCAAUUCCCAAAGCGACGCGGUGAGAGGACGGGCAAGGGCACCUACGGCUACGUCCUUGUCGGCCUGGUAGAGCUCAUCCUCAGCGGUGCGUACUUGGGCAUCGCCGCCGCUAUCACUGCCUUCUCGGUCCAGAGAAAUCCCAGCUUCGUCAGAGGUCCCAACUUCUCAGAACCUUUCUCCGAAAAUCAAAGAGUGUUCCUCCGAAGCAUCUACGAGAUGUUCAAGAAUGGUCAGAAUGGUAACCCUGCCACUAGCACCACACAGAACCUCGCAGCGUUAGGCCCUUGGGCUAACAUCACCACGCUCCAACAGGCCAACGCUUUCCUCGACCAAAACAGGUACCUCAACUACAAACACUACCGAGUCACCACAGCGAUCGCCUGGGUCACCCUGGCGACCACCUUCUUCGUAAUGGUCGUUCACUUUGCUUUGCCAUUUGUACUCAAGGCGCUGGGCAUGACGAGGCCUCCCAAGGGCCAGCCUCCAGCUAGGUCCGCGAGCAGAGCGCCGGUAGGCUAUGGUGACAAGAGGAAUCGACAGGCGGGAUACAGGAGAGAGGAGUAUGAUGAUUAUUGA